Molecule: messenger RNA, 3466 nt
Organism: Myotis daubentonii (Daubenton's bat)
Lineage: Eukaryota; Metazoa; Chordata; Mammalia; Chiroptera; Vespertilionidae
Product: zinc finger protein 91-like
Exons: 5
Coding region: 80-2815 (911 amino acids)
Biological process (GO): regulation of DNA-templated transcription
Source: RefSeq, a predicted model, not a curated record
UUUGAAGGCACAUGCUGUGACUCUUCAACAUAGUGUCACCUGAGAAAACAAUCCACACCCCGAUCAGGACCAGGACCAAAUGGCUGCUUCUCAGGAACCAUUGACCUUUAGGGAUGUGGCCAUAGAUUUCUCUCAGGAGGAGUGGGAAUGCCUGGACCCAGGUCAGCAGAAAUUGUACAUGGAUGUGAUGUCAGAGAACUACAGCAACUUGGCCUUCCUGGCUAUGUCAUCUAAAGAUAACCAGGUCCUUAUGCCAAAGCCCGGACUACAAGAUUUAUUACCUGAAAUAAUACUGAGUACACAUAAAGGAGAUUGCACUUAUCAAUGGAUUGAACACUGGAAAAAUUUUAAGCAAGAGUCUUAUCUUAAUCAUCGGACAAGUGAGCUUGCAGAAGACCAUUUUAAAGGUGGAAAUGCCUUUGACCAAAUGUCCAGUCACAAUAUACAUCAGGUUAUUCCUAUUGUGGAGAAGACACACAAAGGAAGUAAAUGUGUCCAGUCUUUUCAGCAGUCUUCAAAUUACAGUGAACAAGACAAUAUUCAUACUGGGGAAAAGGCUUACAAAUGGAAUCCUUUUGGUAGAAUCUCCAGUCAAGUAGUCAAUCUAAAUAAAAUGAAAAAAAACCAUAGUGGAGAAAAACCGUAUAAAUGUAAAGAUUCUGGUAAAACAUUUAAUUGGCUGUCAGGUUGCACUGUAAAUCAGAGAAUUGAUACUGGAGAGAAGCCUUCCAAAUGUACAGAAUGUGGCAAAGCCUUUAGCCAGUCCUCACACCUUAUUUAUCCUCAGAAAGAUCACACUGGUGAGAAGCCAUAUAAAUGUGGAAAGUGUGGCAAAGCCUUUAGGAAUUCCUCAUUCCUUACUUAUCAGAGAGUUCACAUUGGAGAGAAGCCUUAUAAAUGUAUAGAAUGUGGCAAAGCCUUUGGCAGCUCUUCAGUCCUUAGUAGACAUCAGAGAGUUCAUACUGAAGAGAAGCCUUAUAAAUGUACAGAAUGUGGCAAAGCCUUUCGUAGUUCCUCAAACCUUACUACGCAUCAGAAAGUUCAUACUGGAGAGAAGCCUUAUAAAUGUACAGAAUGUGGCAAAGCCUUUGGCAGCUCUUCAGUCCUUACUAAGCAUCAGAGAGUUCAUACUGGAGAGAAGCCUUAUAAAUGUAGAGAAUGUGGCAAAGCCUUUGGUAGAUACUCACACCUUAUUACGCAUCAGAGAGUUCAUACUGGAGAGAAGCCUUAUAAAUGUGGAAAUUGUGGCAAAGUCUUUGGCACGUCCUCAGGCCUUACUAGGCAUCAGACAGUUCAUACUAGAGAGAAGCCCUAUAAAUGUACAGAAUGUGGCACAAAUUUUGGUAGCGCCUCAGUCCUUACUAAUCAUCAGAGAGUUCACACUGGAGAGAAGCCUUAUAAGUGUAGAGACUGUGGCAAAGCCUUUAGUUGGUCCUCAAACCUUAUUUAUCAUCAGAGAAUUCACACUGGAGAGAAGUCUUAUAAGUGUAGAGAAUGUGGCAAAGGAUUCAUUACGGCAUCAUCCCUUAAUUGUCAUCAGAGAGUUCAUACUGGAGAGAAGCCUUAUAAAUGUAGAGAAUGUGGCAAAGCCUUUAGCAGGUCCUCACUUCUUAUUUAUCAUCAGCGAGGUCAUACUGGAGACAAGCCAUAUAAAUGUGGAAAGUGUGGCAAAGCCUUUAGGAAAUCCUCAGACCUUACAUAUCAUCAGACAAUUCACACUGGAGAGAAGCCUUAUAAAUGUGGAGAAUGUGGCAAAGCUUUUGGCAGCUCUUCAGUCCUUACAAAGCAUCAGAGAGUUCAUACUGGAGAGAAGCCUUAUAAAUGUACAGAAUGUGGCAAAGCCUUUGGCCGCAAUUCAGUCCUUACUAAGCAUCAGAGAGUUCAUACUGGAGAGAAGCCUUAUAAAUGUACAGAAUGUGGCAAAGCCUUUAGCCAGUCCUCAUCCCUUACUAGACAUCAGAGAGUUCACACUGGAGAGAAACCUUAUAAAUGUAGAGAAUGUGGCAAAGCCUUUGGUAGAUCCUCACACCUUAUUAUGCAUCAGAGAGUUCAUACUGGAGAGAAGCCUUAUAAAUGUACAGAAUGUGGCAAAGCAUUCAGGGACUCCUCACAGCUUUAUCGACAUCAGAGAGUUCAUACUGGAGAGAAGCCUUAUAAAUGUACAGAAUGUGGCAAAGCAUUCAGAGACUCCUCACAUCUUAAUCGACAUCAGAGUAUUCAUACUGGAGAGAAGCCUUAUAAAUGUACAAAAUGUGGCAAAGCAUUCAGGGUCUUCUCACAGCUUGAUCAACAUCAGAACGUUCAUACUGGAGAGAAGCCUUAUAAAUGUGGAGAAUGUGGCAAAGCCUUUGGCAGCUCUUCACUUCUUACUAAACAUCGGAGAGUUCAUACUGGAGAGAAGCCUUAUAAAUGUACAGAAUGUGGCAAAGCCUUUAGCCAUUCCUCAGACCUUACUGGUCAUCAGAGAGUUCACAUUGGAGAGAAACCUUAUAAAUGUAGAGAAUGUGGCAAAGCCUUUGGUAGAUCCUCACACCUUAUUAUGCAUCAGAGAGUUCAUACUGGAGAGAAGCCUUAUAAAUGUACAGAAUGUGGCAAAGCAUUCAGGGACUCCUCACAGCUUUAUCGACAUCAGAGAGUUCAUACUGGAGAGAAGCCUUAUAAAUGUACAAAAUGUGGCAAAGCAUUCAGGGUCUCCUCACAGCUUAAUCGACAUCACAAAGUUCAUACUGGAGAGAAGCCUUAUAAAUGUAAAAAAUGUGGCAAAGCCUUUAGGCAUUCUUCAUCCCUCACUUAUCAUCAGAGAGUUCAUACUUGAGAGAAGUCUUACAGAUGUGAGGAGUGUUGGAAGUGUUUACCAGGGAGAAGUUAAUGAAUAUCACAAAAUUCGUACUGGGAUGAAGCCAAAUAAAUGUGCAAAAUAUAAAAACGCCUUUCCGGGCUAUUUAGAUAUUACUGUACAUGAGAGUCUUUCCUACUAAAGAGAGUCCUUACAAACUUAGGAAAUGGGCUGGAGCAUUGACCCUCAAAUCAAAGUUUACCGAGCAUCAUUGAUUUUAUAGUGGAGGAAAGCCUAUACUGUAGAAAAUGUGAGAGAGCCUUUAAGUUGUAGUCAAACUUAGGCAACAUUUUAAGAAUCAUUCUAAAGAAAAACAAGUAAUCAGAGUAUUUGGCCAAAGAUUUAACCAUAGGUUUAAUCUUCAUAGAGAAUGAUAAAAUUAGGCCUUAUAAAUUAUGAGGCAUAUGUCCAAGUGUAUGUAUCUCAUAGAGCAUCUGAUAAUUAUUACUGGAUAGAAGCCCAGCAGAUAUAAAGAAUUUCUGAAAGCUUAUUCAGUAUGCAAAACUUAGUUGAAACCAGUAUUCAUACUGGAGAGAAACAAUACAAAUGUAAACGUCCUGAAGUCUUUAAUCAGACCAUUAUAAACUUUGUAAUAAAAAUAGAUACAGAGGCAGAGCUGUCUUGAACAGA